ACACUAUGGUUGAUGGGUUUUUGAGUGAGAAUUUCACCCUGAUUACAGUCAUACAGUGUAGUAGAUACGUUGGUUCUAACCUACUCUAAAAUACGUUUCUCAAAGCGACUGAAUUGUUUCCAAAAUGAUCACCGCUGUGACGCUAAUUAUCAUAUUAUACGUUACAGCAAGAAGAAACUUAUUAGUCAGGCUCUGGCGUAAACAGAGAUUAAUCCUUAAAAAAUAGGCAUAUAUAAGUUUUAUUUACACAUCACUCGCUGCAAUUUUCAGGCCAUGAACAAUGAAAAUUUGCUUAAGACUUGUUCACGUCAGCCUCGUGGUGCCAUUGAAUGAUAUACAGUGCUGUGAUUGGUUCUUGUAUUUGAUCUGCGACAAAAGUGCCGCUGAAAAGUUUGUCUUUUAAAAGAUAAAAGGAUUAUAUACUUCAUUGCUUCUAAAACUUCCUGCGUGUGUUGGAGUGCUGGGAAAAUAGUGGAAAAGCAGCAUAAGAGAGAGCGGUAAAAGUCAAAGGUUGUCGCCGCUACCUCUGUGAGCAUUGUUGGAUUUCAAGCAAGAAGAAAAGUUGAACAGUUUUAACUCGUUUUUUGUUGAAAAGAAACCCAGUUUUCAGGAUUACACAGGGAAUAAAGUAGGCUAUAUAAUUAUUAAUAUUUCCUGCCAUUGCUUAAUGCCAUAAAUCGACGCGAAAAGGUUUUCCCGCGAAUACUCUGGAGAGCUCUGGAGAGCCUGAAGGUGCCGCGUUCAGGAAGGAAGCCGCUCUGCAAGCUGUCUUCAGCAGGAGACGACAGUGUUAUUGUGUAAACUGUCCGUGUGUUUGUAUUGUACAAUAUCAUAUUCAAAGUUCGAGUCUACACUUGUGAGUUAUGUAAUGUACAUUUUAAGACGAGCGUGUACUUUACAUUUAAUCAAAGAGGAAUGGAUAGGACUGAGGUUGUAUAACUCCAAGUUGCCGCGUCUAUAAACCGAUUCUUAUGCUGUGGCAUCAUAUAUUGUUUGUUAACCGGUUGAGAAUAAGUAAGGAGAACUAAUUUGAUGCCGGCUUGCGGCUACGACAGAGUAAAGAAAGGUGUUUAGAAGAUUAUAGGCUGAUUUUUAUAUCAGUUUGGCUCGAAACAAAGGAUUAUUAAGUUACAGAAUAUAUCUGACAUAUUGUGGGACGGCACCGCGGGAAACUUCAUAGAAACAUAUUGUCAGUACCUUUGAUAAGAUAAAGCAUCUGAUUUAGUGCGGAACUCUGAUGUAAAUACAGUGUUUGACUGUAGACAAGAGGUAGAAUUCGUGAAGACUUUUCAGGGUAUUGUAAAGGAUAUACAUUUGAAAUCACGUUGAAAAAAACUGUUGACAAAAACAGAAGUUUACAAGUAAUAAAGAAGACAACAAAAUGGAUGACAAUCAUGACACGUCGAGAAAUAGGACAUUCAUGAGAGGAAAGGUUAAGAAUGCCAGAGCUGAGGAAUUACUUGCUUUGCUGAAAGCUGAACGAGAGUUAAACGAUUUAGAAAAAACAGAUAUACCAAAUACACUGACGAAGAGGCCAUUAUUGCCAGCAAUACGACAGACGUCGAGCGAUGAAAUCUCCGCCGUGUGUUGCGAUACAGCAAACUUUCCUGUAACCAAACUAAACUCUCGGUUUCUAUGGAAAGAUUUGGACUGGGAAGAGAAGGACGAGGAGAAGACGUGGAACAGCGAAAAGAGACGAAGAGAUAGCGAGAGUUUUAUUCAUCAGAAAGAAUAUUGGGGUUACGAAAACACAACAAAGAAUCUUCCUCCGUUAAAAACAAGAAGAAGUUAUUCGCACGGUGUUGUGAGACCAAGCUGCCCAGAGCCCCCGAUGACCCCAUGUUUUGAUAAAAGCUCACAGUAAUUUGCCGGCAAAUUAACGGAAGGUGCGUUGACGCCAUCUGUGUACAAUUUCUUCAGUUUCAGUAUCCGCGGUUACCCCACAGGCAUCUCAUAAUCGUUCAUGACUGAGCAUAAUAUACUGUUUGCACUUUGCUGGUGAGUAAGAUAACAUCAUAACGAGCUUCGGGGAAUAAUCUUAUUGCAUCAAAGUUGUCACAAUAGUUGACAGCAACAUGGGGUCCACUUUCAUGCACGUAACUUUUAAAAUACAUUUCGACCGCGCAGGAACUGAACAGUUCACGUUGUACGAUUUACGAGCAAGUUCACCCUUAGGAAAGUAAAUCUUUUUUAGAAAAUUUUUCUCUAAAUGAAUUAAAUCUAAGGAAAGAUAUAAACUACCGAGUUUUCUCUCGCUGUUUGGAAACCAACAACUAUUGAGGAGUCCUGCCUCGUGUUCUUCUAUUUCUAUUGCAAUUUGCAACUCUUCAGCUUGAUAACACAGGCAAAGGUCUUCCCAUUCAUGUAAUCAAUCCAGUCAGAAUAAGAUUAUCAUGAUUAUUAUGCAUGCAAGGAAAGGGAUCAAUAUUAAGAGCAGAAGUUAUAAAUUAUUUCAAAGUUCUUUGUCUUCCUGUUUUUUUUUGGUCAUUCCUCACUUUCAUAUACGAGGACUGACCAAUAUAAAUGAUUUGGGGAAAGCUAGAGGCGGGAAUGACACUGUUUCAGUUAUCGAUGAUUGUAAUGUACGGCAAUAACAGAUUAUUACAUACAUAAAAGUAAUUACUAUAUAGUAAAAUCUACUGUUCAAGCUCUAAAAUUUAAUCGUUUGUAAUAUCAUGCAGAAACACAGCAUUUACACAUGGAAUUAUUGAUCAAAACGGAUGCUCUCUGUUAAUAUCGAUGAAUACGGGAGUUUGUCAAUGUAAUUUAAAAAAAGAUAGAGAAAAAGUUGUAUAGCAAAAAUGAAUUAUUAAUUUAAUUCCUCUGCUAAUAGUACGAAGCAUGUCUACGAUUAUAAUUAUGUUUGUCCAACCGUCAUCAAUGCAUGCGCUAUCCAGUUUCAAUACUUCAUAUACCUUGUUGCAACAUCAUGUGACGAGAACAGCUUACAACAUAUACUUUAGCCGAUAUUUAAAAAACUAUUUUACAAAUCACCAUUUCUCUUACUGCAAAAUGGUUGUACAAUCCUCAUGCGUAACGGAUAUGAUAAAAAUGUGUGUGUACAUUGUCAUGUAAAUUACUUUCUUGCAGUCAAUGAAAUUUAAGCGUUCCUGUUUGACAUCGAACCAAUGAAAGAUUAGGACGCAUCCUAUUACCUAUUCUGAAUACAUGAUUUGAACAUUUAAGAUGUUAAUCAACAGCUUUAUGCAUAGUUUAAGUGAAAUAAGGCGGGGGUAUUCAUGCCAGCUCUGACUCAGCGUUUGUUUGGUAAAAACAUUUUUUUGAACCUUUGUGUAAGAAGCGUACACUAACAUGGGAGCCAGGGUGUCAAGAUCUGACUUUGAAUGGAGCUAUACGGAUGAGCCGCAUGCCACAAGGCGAAAACAGAUAUUAAAAGCACAUCCCGAGGUGAAGAAGCUGAUGGUUGUGGAUCAUCGUUUCAAAUACCACGUUAUACUCCUAGUUAUCCUUCAACUUCUAGUGAUACCCUUAAUACCCCAUCUCUCGUGGACCUCAUUCUUCUUGCUCACCUAUUUCUACGGCGCGGUCAUCAACCAUGCAAUCCUGGACGCAAUCCACGAAAUCUCCCACAACAUGGCGUAUGGAAACUCGAAGCCGCUGUACAACCGUUUAUUCGGGAUGUUCGCAAACCUGCCCACGGCCGUACCGGUCAGCGUUACUUUCAAACGUUACCAUCAAGAUCAUCACCGUUUCCAAGGCGAUGAAGACUUAGAUCCAGACCUCCCAACCGAGUGGGAGGGACGAUUUUUUGCGAAUAGCUUCACGAAAGCGAUAUACGUUGGCCUGAUACCAUUUUUUUACAGUCUUCGACCACUAUUUGUAAACCCCAAAAGUCCAACCAUAUUAGAGUUCUUGAAUUAUGUGACCCAGUUAUCAUUCGACGCUAUCGUGUAUUACUUCUUUGGCAUACGACCUUUGGUUUACAUGUUAUUAAGUGCUCUAAUAGGCACAGGUUGGCACCCACUCGGCGCGCAGUUCAUUGCAGAGCACUACAUGUUUCGUAAAGGACAGGAGACAUUCUCGUAUUACGGUCCAUUCAACUACAUCACAUUCAACGUCGGGUAUCACAACGAGCACCAUGAUUUUCCAAACAUUCCUGGAUCUUUGCUGCCGAAAGUGCGCGAGAUUGCGCCAGAGUUUUACAACAACAUGCCACAUCAUUCGUCCUGGCUGAAAGUUAUCUACGAUUUCGUGUUUGAUCCAGAGAUCAAUCCUUACGCACGCGUCAAACGCUCUGUCAAACAGCGCGCCAAUAAUAACGCAUGCGCAGACAAAACGCACGAAGAUUGAACGAGUGUGGCACGUAUGACCACGAACUACUGGUGCAGUUCGUUUUACAUAUAUGAAGACAAGUUAGUAUAGCUACGAACAAAAUCAAAUGAGUGCAUAUUAUUUAUAACAUUAGCCGAGGACAUGUGUAUCAUAUAUAUACGCGAACUUUUGUUGUGAAUUUCGUAGUACCAGAGUCUACUUAAAUAAAUUUUUCAGCGCAAUCAAAUCUCUUGCUUUU
Dendronephthya gigantea is the source of this 4531-nucleotide messenger RNA. Its product is annotated as sphingolipid delta(4)-desaturase DES1-like. Gene Ontology annotation, biological process: ceramide biosynthetic process. Lineage: Eukaryota; Metazoa; Cnidaria; Anthozoa; Malacalcyonacea; Nephtheidae. The transcript has 2 exons. The record is from RefSeq and is a predicted model, not a curated record. Gene Ontology annotation, cellular component: membrane. Gene Ontology annotation, molecular function: sphingolipid delta-4 desaturase activity. The coding region runs from base 3313 to 4311 and encodes 332 amino acids.